Molecule: messenger RNA, 1613 nt
Organism: Onychomys torridus (southern grasshopper mouse)
Lineage: Eukaryota; Metazoa; Chordata; Mammalia; Rodentia; Cricetidae
Gene: Klk10
Product: kallikrein related peptidase 10
Exons: 5
Coding region: 403-1197 (264 amino acids)
Biological process (GO): proteolysis
Molecular function (GO): serine-type endopeptidase activity
Source: RefSeq, a predicted model, not a curated record
CACCCUGAUUGGGGUGGAUGGCGAGAGGAUGGGUGGGGACCCUCGGGCAACGGGGCAGCAACCCUUUUGUAGCCCUUAUUUCCUUGUAACAUGGGGAAGUCCCUCAGCUCUGAGGUAGGGAAGAGGCUCCCCUGGGCUCUGAGCAGGACCCCCACCCACCCACGAAGGAGCGUGGACCCGGAGCUCAGCGUGGCUGGCCGCCAAGAAAGGCUGGGUGCACAAAUCGCUCCCUUCUGGAGAAUGGAGGACUGAAGUCCUGAGGGCCCCUGGAGAAGGCCCGGCUGAGGUAGCCCAGGCACGCCGAGGCAGGGGUCUUGACCGAACAUCUGUUUUAGCGCUCCACUCCGGCCUCUGCAAGCCGUAAGGGCCCCGCUCCUCCACUUCGCCACUGUCUCUGGCGCCAUGGCCCUAGUGAAGCUGCUGCUGCCGCUACUGAUGGCGCAACUCUGGGCCGCGCAGGCGCUGUUGCUCCCGGGAAACGCCACGCGCGUGGACCUUGAGGCGUCUAGCGUCCGUUGCACGCGUGACUCGCAGCCCUGGCAGGUCUCCCUCUUCCAUAACCUCCAGUUCCAAUGCGCGGGUGUCCUCGUGGACCGGAGUUGGGUGCUCACGGCCGCACACUGCUGGAGAAAGAAGCCACUGAGGGCUCGGAUUGGGGAUGACCACCUGCUGCUUUUCCAAAAGGAGCAGCUUCGGUCCACGAAAUCCCCCAUUUUCCACCCUAAGUACCAGCCUUGCUCAGGCCCCAUCCUGCCACACCGCUCAGAUGAACACGACCUCAUGAUGCUGAAGCUGAGCAGUCCUGUCGUGCUAACGCCCAGCGUACAUCCUGUGCAACUGCCCUUCCGGUGUGCCCAGCCAGGGCAGGAGUGCCAGGUCGCAGGCUGGGGGACCACAGCCGCCCGCAGAGUGAAGUACAACAGGAGCCUGAGCUGCUCCAGGGUAACUCUCCUUAGCCAGAAGCAGUGCGAGGUCUUCUACCCCGGCGUGAUCACCAACAACAUGAUCUGUGCUGGCCUGGACAGAAACCAGGACUCUUGCCAGAGUGAUUCUGGUGGACCGCUGCUGUGUGACAACACUCUGCAUGGCAUCCUCUCAUGGGGCAUUUACCCCUGUGGUGCUACCCUGCACCCAGCUGUCUACACUGAGAUCUGCAAAUACAUUCCCUGGAUCCAGAGAGUCAUUCGUUCCCCAUGACCAGCCUCUCACACCCUUCUUCCCCACCCCCUUCCAUCCGGUCAUGCCCACUCACAUCUCUGAGCAUGCAUCCUCUUCCCCCUGCCCACUCCUGCCUGUCCUCUGCUCACAAGUGCAGGAAAUGGUGGCCAAGAAACUUCUAGUACCUCAAGGAAGCUGGCAAUCCCCCAGUCUCUGAGUGUUGUCAGAGUCAUUCAAUCUGGCUUUCUCUACCUCCCUCUUCCACGUGACUGAGGCAAGCCUGGUACUCUGUGUGCCUUAGUUUCCUGUCUGAAAAAUGGGGAAAAUGAAUUGUCUACCUCUUACAUAUGUUGUAUAGAGACCAUGAUGGAAUGUGCAUGUGUGGAUAUUAUGGUAAUUGUCUCGGAGAUGUGGACACAGUCUAGUGAGCUCUGAUUAAACACUACCUGAUCUGA